CUCGGACCUCCAGCACUAUCGACACUCGGAUACUCUAUGACAACCAGCACUUGACUACGCUUGGGCCGUAUUGUCUUAGCUAGGUCUUUAAUGACGCAGUCAGAUCCUAGCGUCAGUCCGAACACCGCUUUCAUUUGGGCUACCAUUGGGCCACCAUCCUUCGAUUCGAGCUCGCGGUCAUAUCGUGUCCCCGGGCUAGUCAAAACUAAGAGGCAGUGGCGCACUACCGACUCGAGUCUCGAACCAUGGUGCUUCCCGCAGAAAUCCACGACGAGAUCGUAGAUCAGCUCUCUGGAGAGACGGGUGCGCUCAAGGCUUGUGCGUUGACGUGUCACCAGUGGGCCAGACGUGCACAGAGCAACCUGUUCCGGACGAUCACCAUCCUCACCCACGUGGAGCAUGGUCGCGUCCUGGACAUGCUCGAGGAACAUCCCAGACUCGGACAGCUCGUACGGGUGCUCACAUUCAGUAAGCCGAAACCGGACCCCGCGUCGCUCGACGGCGCGUGGCCGGACCUGCUCCUGAUGAUGGACCGUGUGGAGGAGCUCAACAUCGGUUCGGUGGACCUAUUCACGAGAGGUUUCUUCGACAUCAACAAGGGUGUGAGGACGUAUUUCUCUCGGAUCCGGAUCCUACGCCUCCUCGGCACACACAACUUCCAGUGUAACGACUUCCUACGCCUCCUUGCAGCAUGCCGGUCGCUGUCUGAGCUACACCUAUCAGACCAGAUACAGAUCACGCCACCUCCCGAUGACGGUGCGAUGCAACGUCUGGGUAUACCGCCCGCGACGAAAUCGACUCUGCAUGGCUUAACCGUCCCCUCAGCAUCGGGCAGCGUCACCUCUUGUCUGCUGUACCACUUCCCAUUGCACAUGUCUUUGCGCAGACUACAGCCGAUAGUUAACGACGUGGCACCCUCCUGCAGCAACAACGACUCGGACAUCCUCCGGGUGGCUGCGCCCGUGCUCGAGGAGCUGGUUCUGCGCCUGACGUUCCACGGGCCGCUGUACGUCAUCCUGCAGUCACCCGUGCCGUUCCUGCAGCUCCGGCGUCUACACCUGAAGGACGCGGGGCUCGAGGCCAAGUUCGUCGCGUACGAAUACCCUACGUGGAUGUUGACAGCCUUGACACACAUCUCGCGGUGGGAGAUGCGCGCCAACCUCCGCGAGAUCGUGCUCAGUCUGCCCAUGCCGGGAACUAGUGUUGGACCGUUCGUGCGGAGGGACCGCGACGUAGAGCCACCGGCUUUAUCCUUCCCGUUCCCGUGGGUGCAACUCGACAUCACGAUGGCCAAGCUGGCGCAGGACAACGAGAAGCUGGCGUUCACCGUGAAUAUCCGCGACCCGUCGUGCAAGAAAACGCAGGCCGUGCCUUUGACGGACCCGUCCUUUGGGCGAUACAGGCUGCGGGAGUCUCGGAUGCAGGAAGUACGCCCGCAGGCGUUGACGGUAUUGGUGGGACCUCAUUGGAAUGCACUUCGGAGCUUCGGAGGCGAACUCAGCGACAGGCCAUUUGCGUUCUAGAGCAGGUUCGUAUAGGGCAUUCAGUACGCUAUGUCGUGGAGUGUGUCCAGAUCAGGGAACUAGAGUCGUUCGGUCCGUUCUGGUACUUACCACAAGUCUACAUUGAAUGUUGCAACCCCAACGGCU
This is a messenger RNA of Fomitopsis serialis, 1649 nucleotides long. RefSeq lists its product as uncharacterized. The coding region runs from base 246 to 1523 and encodes 425 amino acids. The record is from RefSeq and is a predicted model, not a curated record. NCBI's taxonomy places the organism in Eukaryota, Fungi, Basidiomycota, Agaricomycetes, Polyporales, Fomitopsidaceae. The transcript has 3 exons.